AUCAACUAGCUUCACUUGGUCCACUCGACCAGUGCCCGUUCCAUUCGCCAGUCUUCCCGCCCACUUUCUCACGGUGCUAGCGACGCACGCAGUCUCCCGCCAGCGCCACGGUCCCCAUCACUCCGUCACGCAAUAAUGGCUGCGGUCGUCGCAAAAGCUCAAGCGUGCCUGGUCGCCGCGCGAGGCCGGGUCGAGCAGCGUGAGGCCGACUGCCAGACGGGAGGCCUCCCUGGAGCGCGCCGGGUCGGCCUCAACAGGCCGUUGGGUCGAAGCCUUGCUCCCGCCGCUGCGCUGAAGCGAGCGCCUCGGCGAUCGGGCGCUGCGAGAUGCUCCGCGGCCCCCCAGGCUCCCAGUGCUGCCGCGGAGGUGUCGGAGAGAGAAGGCGCGAGCGGCAAGGGCUUCGGCGUCUUCCGCCUCACGUACGACCUCAAGGAGGAGGAGAGCGCGCGGCGCAAGUGGAGCAAGACGAUCCGCGUGGCGGUGUCGGGGGCGGCGGGCAUGAUCUCCAACCACUUCCUCUUCAAGCUGGCGUCAGGCGAGGUGUUCGGCCCCAACCAGCCCGUGGCCAUCAACAUGCUCGGUUCUGAGCGGUCCAAGGAGGCGCUCGAGGGCGUGGCAAUGGAGCUAGAGGACUCGCUCUUCCCCCUGCUGAGGGAGGUCACCAUCAGCAUCGACGCGCGGGACGCCUUUAAGGACGUCGACUGGGCGCUGCUCAUCGGCGCCAAGCCGCGCGGCCCAGGCAUGGAGAGGGCGGACCUGCUGGACAUCAACGGCCAGAUCUUCGCGGAGCAGGGCCGCACGCUGAACGAUGUGGCCAAUCCCAACGUCAAGGUCAUCGUCGUCGGCAACCCCCUGCAACACCAACGCGUUGAUCUGCCUCAAGAACGCGCCCAAGCUCAACCCAAAAAACUUCCACGCACUUACCAAGCUCGAUGAGAACCGAGCCAAGUGCCAGCUGGCGCUGAAGGCGGGCGUGUUUUACGACAAGAUCUCCAACAUGACCAUCUGGGGAAACCACUCCACCACCAUGGUGCCUGACUUUGUGAAUGCGCGCAUUCUGGGUUUCCCCGCCACGGACGUCAUUCGCGACCGCAAGUGGCUGGAGGAGCAGUUCACGCCGCAAGUGCAGACGCGUGCGGUGCUCUCAUCAAGAAGUGGGGCCGGUCGUCAGCAGCAUCCACGGCCGUGUCGCUGGUGGACGCCAUCAGGGCGCUCACCACGCCCACCGCUCCGGGCGACUGGUUCUCGGUCGGGCGUGUACACCAAGGGGAACACCUACGGCAUCGACGACGACCUCAUCUUCAGCCUGCCCUGCCGCUCCAAGACGGAGGAUGAGCUGCUGGCAGAGAAGAAGUGCGUCUCGCACCUCAUUGGCCUGGAGAACGGGUAUUGUGACCUGCCAGAGGGCGACACCAUGCUGCCUGGGGAGCAGUGAAGUGACUAGUACAGUUUGCAGCGAAGCGAUGCUUGCCUGUACAGCAAUGGCUGUGCAGCUUGUACAGUAAUGGCUGGCAUGGGGCCUGUUCUUAUGUGGCUCCAUUGACACCAUGUACCAUUUGUUACACUGUUACUUUCCUGCUGUAUCAUUUGUUGGUGUAACCAUAUUGCAUUGGCA
Messenger RNA from Closterium sp. NIES-67, 1615 nucleotides. Lineage: Eukaryota; Viridiplantae; Streptophyta; Zygnematophyceae; Desmidiales; Closteriaceae. The record is from the annotation of a GenBank genome assembly.